This is a messenger RNA of Penicillium subrubescens, 636 nucleotides long. RefSeq lists its product as uncharacterized. The coding region runs from base 1 to 636 and encodes 211 amino acids. Lineage: Eukaryota; Fungi; Ascomycota; Eurotiomycetes; Eurotiales; Aspergillaceae. The record is from RefSeq and is a predicted model, not a curated record. The transcript has a single exon.
AUGCCACGCCCCUCUCAUUCCCUAUGGGAGCUGUUUGACAAGCUCAAGAUCCAUCCGACCUGGGGAUAUGUUAUCUACCGUACAACCUACUCCUCCGAAUCUACCGCACACUUCUCUACCGUGAUCAAGUAUCUCGAGGCGUGCAUCAAAAAAUCAUUCUUUGCAGAAGCAGCAGAAUGUGCCAACGAAAGCACCGGGGUAGAUUCCGCGAUUUACUCAGGAAUCCGGGCCCGACACAGCCUUACUGUUAUCGAAGAUAUGACGCAGUUCGAUGGGGCAUCAAUUGAUUCGAUUCGCGCACAUUUCGAGGGGUGGGUAGAUGCACAAGGCCAGCGUGAUAAAUUCAAUAAAUAUCGAAUGUGUAUCGUCAUUGACGAGGAAUGCCUCCAGACGCUACUAGGUGUAUCUGCGGAGUCCCUAGAGCAGGAAACCGAGUACCAUCGAGAUGAUACUAUACGGUAUGUGAAGGUUGUUGAAGCGUGGCCGGAUCUGGACGGAAGUUACGACUUCCCUGGAUGGAUGAAGUGUUGGUCGCGCGUGUUAUGGGACCUUUGGAAGAUGAUGUGCGAUAGUGAUGACAUGAUUCUCUCUUGGGACAAAAUCGAUGAUUUCUGCCCUGGGGUAUAUUGUGGAUGA